AGAUCAGAUGACGGACAAGGCACGCAUUCCCAUAACAUUGUUUGUUGUAAUUGGUCUUGAUGACGUCAUAAAUUGGAUUAUAUUUCCGCUAGUUUGGAAAUCGGUCGCGCGUACGAAAGUAUAAUCCUACACGCUCUUUCUGGUUCUGGGUAGAGUUUGGAUUCACUCUCAGCCCAUGAAAAUUACGAAGAAGCCCAUUAAGCCCAUGUAAAAUACGAAAACGCCCAUACUGGGCUUCAGGGCCAUGAUUGAAAGCCCAAAACAUGAGCUGAUAUGGUUAAUGAUGUCGUGUCUUCUUCUCAUUCGUAGCAUAAUUCAGAAUUCAGAUAUGGCAAUUGGAGCCUCACUUCUCAUCAACUGCCAGAGGUUGAAUGUAUUUUUCUGAACAAAAGGCCCUGAUGUUUUCACACUCAACCAGUGGAAGACAAUAGAAAUUUAAGAAUGUGCUGAAGAUCAAUAGCUCAUCCUGCAAAUUAGAUUAAGUUUGUGUUUCGUUCCGAUGCAAAGUCAUACUAUUCUAUAUGGCAAGGCCAGAGCAUCAUUCAAUUUUGGAACAAAACCAAACCCAAAACUUGGUUCAACAAGUCCCUCUGAAUUUCCCACCAUAAUUCCUGGGAGAACACAUGUUAGAUCAUAUCUUAUUAGGGCCAAAAUUCCAAGUUGCCACGCAUUCGAAAGAAGCGUAAACCAAGCAGAAAUGACUGAUGAAGAUGAUGAUCUGUGUCCAGUUGAAUGCGUUAGAGAAUUUAAGACUGACGAGGAAUUGUUCAGAAUUCUCGAAACGGCCAAAAAAAGGGGUUCUUUAGUCGUCGUAGAUUUUUUUCGCACAUCAUGUGGAAGCUGCAAGUACAUAGAGCAGGGGUUUUCAAAGUUGUGCAAGGGAGCUGGCAAUGGAGAAGCCGGAGUGAUCUUCUUAAAGCAUAAUGUAAUUGAUGAGUACGAUGAACAAUCCGAGGUUGCAGAGCGACUUAGAAUUAAGACGGUGCCCCUCUUCCAUUUUUACAAAGAUGGGAUUCUCUUGGAGGCGUUCCCAACCAGAGACAAAGAGAGGAUUAAUGCAGCCAUUAGUAAAUACACAUCGCCAGCAUCCGAAGAAGAUGAUGCUUGAGUUACAUUAGUUAUAGCAAUCCAAUCCCCAACAUAUAUAUAGGUUAUAAGAUAAGUGCUUUGGACUCAUUUGUGGAUUGUAAUAUAUUGGAGCUCCGAUAUGUUGGAUGAGAUUUCAUUACUUUAUCUAUAUACAAAUGAUGUCAAAGUCUUACUGGCGCCAAGUGUGAAGGAAUGCUAGACGUCUGGUAAUUUCUUCUCGGACCAAAAUAAAAUAUCCCAUUAAAGCUUGAGACAACUUGUGAAUUUCCCUUAUGGCGAAAAGAAUUGGGAAGAAGUUAUUAAUAAUAGAUUACCGA
Prunus dulcis (almond) is the source of this 1406-nucleotide messenger RNA. Its product is annotated as thioredoxin-like 4, chloroplastic. The record is from RefSeq and is a predicted model, not a curated record. The coding region runs from base 500 to 1108 and encodes 202 amino acids. Gene Ontology annotation, cellular component: chloroplast. NCBI's taxonomy places the organism in Eukaryota, Viridiplantae, Streptophyta, Magnoliopsida, Rosales, Rosaceae. The transcript has 4 exons.